This is a messenger RNA of Anopheles coustani, 1812 nucleotides long. RefSeq names its product protein I'm not dead yet-like. NCBI's taxonomy places the organism in Eukaryota, Metazoa, Arthropoda, Insecta, Diptera, Culicidae. Gene Ontology annotation, cellular component: membrane. Gene Ontology annotation, biological process: monoatomic anion transmembrane transport; citrate transport. Gene Ontology annotation, molecular function: citrate transmembrane transporter activity; succinate transmembrane transporter activity. The transcript is spliced from 8 exons. The coding region runs from base 1 to 1743 and encodes 580 amino acids. The record is from RefSeq and is a predicted model, not a curated record.
AUGGGGGAAACGACGGUGGUGCUAAGCAAAGAACAGCUCGGUCUGCAGCUGGAUCAAAGCCAGACACAAACACCGACAGGAUGUGGCCACCGGAUGACGCUGUUCAUGGGCGUCUACUGGAAGACGUUGCUGGUGCUGCUGGUUCCGUGCCUGGCGGCGUUAGUUUUCCUCGUCGACACGACGCCCGCGUUCCGGUGCAUGUACAUCGUGAUGGUGAUGGCGGUGUUCUGGAUCACCGAGGCACUCCCGCUGCCGAUCACGUCCAUGCUGCCGAUCGUACUGUUUCCGAUGAUGGGCAUCCUGGACACGAACAGGACCUGCAUGAUGUACAUGAAGGACACGAUGCUGAUGUUCAUCGGUGGCAUUGUGAUGGCGCUCGCGGUGGAGUACUGUAACCUCCACAAGCGAGUCGCCCUCAAGGUGAUCUCGCUGGUCGGGUGCAGCCAGAGGCGCUUGACUUUCGGGCUGACCGUGGUGACAAUGUUCGUUUCGAUGUGGAUCUCCAACACGGCCACCGUGGCGAUGAUGUGUCCGAUCGUGCAGGCCGUCCUAGAAGAGCUGGAAUCGCAAGGACUGUGUCAAAUCAACGAGAAACCAAAGUCUCUCGAAGGACACUCGGACCACGAGGAAGAGCUUCCGCGACCGACCAAAAUAACGCUCUGCUACUACAUCGGCACGGCGUACGCGGCCACCUGCGGUGGAGUGGGAACGAUCGUCGGUUCCGGCGUUAACCUUACGCUGAAGGGAAUCUACGAGAGUCGGUUUCCGGAUGCGCCCGGUAUCGACUUCCCUUCGUUCAUGUUCUACAACGUCCCGGGCAUGCUGAUGUACACGUUCCUUACCUGGGUGUACCUCCAGUGGCUAUUCAUGGGAAUGUUCAGACCGAACAGCCCCGAGGCACGGGCGGCCAACAUUGGGCCGGAGGGUGAGGCUGUGGCAAAACGGGUCAUCGAGACGCGCUACAAGGAGCUUGGACCGAUGACGUCGCACGAAAUCGGUGUGGCCUUUUUCUUCGUACUUUCGGUCGUCCUGUACUUCACCCGCGAACCAGGCUUCAUGAUGGGCUGGGCUGAUCUCAUACCGAAUGUGAAAAUCAAAGAUGCAACGCCCGCCAUUUUCGUGGUGAUCAUGCUGUUCAUUGUGCCGGCCGACUGGAACUGCUUCUCGUUCUUCCGAAAAUCUGGCGGUCGUCUUCCGCGCAGAGCUUCCCCAGGGCUUAUCACAUGGCGUUUCAUCAACCAGAAGACACCGUGGAGUCUGCUCUUCCUGUUGGGCGGUGGAUUUGCGCUGGCCGAGGGUGGUCGCACUUCCGGCAUGUCCGCUCUGCUCGGUCAAUCGCUGGCCGGGUUGAAGGUGCUUCCCCCACUGCUUCUCCUGUUCGUCCUCUGCCUUGUGGGCGAGUUCCUCACCGAGUUUACCUCGAACGUGGCCAUCUGCAACGUGGUACUACCGGUACUGGCGGAAGUGGCCAUCGCGAUUGAAAUUCAUCCACUGUACCUCAUGUUUCCGGUGGCGAUGGUGUGCAGCUUCUCCUUCCACCUACCGGUCGGUACACCCCCGAACGCGAUCGUGGCCGGGGUGGGCAACAUUCGCAUCAAGGAUAUGGCCGUGGCUGGCAUUGGACCAACCGUGGCGACCCUUCUUAUCAGCUGGGCCAUGUUUCCGACCUGGGGCAGCAUCAUCUAUCCGGAGCUCGCUACCUUCCCCGACUGGGCAAGGCCACUCAACAACUCGGCGUAUUAACCGCACGGGGAGGGAGCGUUGUAUUUUUAGCUGUUGUGUACGUGCCAUUCUAAGUAAGCGCUAGUUAAG